Molecule: messenger RNA, 285 nt
Organism: Phytomonas sp. Hart1
Lineage: Eukaryota; Euglenozoa; Kinetoplastea; Trypanosomatida; Trypanosomatidae
Source: the annotation of a GenBank genome assembly
AUGCGACCAAACCCCAGGGAAAAUGGGGCCUCCGAGGGGCCCGUGAAUGUCCCGCACGCAAAGAAGCCUCGGGUGAUUCGGACGACCGUGGGGAACGACUCGAGUUGGUUAAAAGAUCUGAUCUAUACGACUUGGGUGGAUACACCAAAGGCGUCAAAGCCUGAGAUCCGUCCCCAGCGGCAUCUUAGUAAACCAAUUAAAGGUGAACAAGGGAUGGAAAAACAAGAUAAGAAAACCCUUUUCAAGGCUUUUUUCUCCCUUUUUUCACACAAAAAGGUUUCGUGA